This is a messenger RNA of Melopsittacus undulatus (budgerigar), 1492 nucleotides long. Its product is annotated as Ig heavy chain Mem5-like. The coding region runs from base 1 to 888 and encodes 295 amino acids. Gene Ontology annotation, biological process: immunoglobulin mediated immune response. Gene Ontology annotation, molecular function: antigen binding. The record is from RefSeq and is a predicted model, not a curated record. Gene Ontology annotation, cellular component: blood microparticle. The transcript is spliced from 8 exons. Lineage: Eukaryota; Metazoa; Chordata; Aves; Psittaciformes; Psittaculidae.
AUGAUGCCCGAGAUGGGCCCGUGGCUCGUGGCCUUGGCACUGGGGCCGGCAGGGGUGUGGGGGCAGCUCAGGCUGGAGGAGACCGGCGGAGGGCUGCGAGCACCCGGGGACUCCGUGCUCCUCUCCUGCCGCGGAUACGGCUUCAACUUCAGGGUUUACACCAUUCUGUGGUACCGUCAGGCACCCGGAGGCGGAUUCGAGUGGGUGUCCUCAAUCCAUCCCCAAUCGACUGAAACAGCAGCAGCGGUGGAAGGUCGAGUCAAUGUCUCUCGGGACAACUCCCGCUCUGAAGCAUCUCUGUCCCUGAGUGCGCUGCAGCCUCAGGACUCUGCUCGCUACUACUGUGCCCUCCUAUGGUGGGGCUCUUAUUAUCAGUGUGGUAAGCUGGUGUUUGGAAGUGGUACGACUCUCACGGUUGAACCAAACAUCCAAACAAGUUCUGUCCCACAAGUCAUUUUGAUGAAAUCAAAGAAACUGAAAGAAGAUGACAGCACUAGGAAAGCAGCUUGUUUGGCAAGGAAUGUCUAUACGAAGAACAUCAGCUUGGACAUGUCCUCUAAUGAAGUCGUAUAUGAACCAAGUGCAUCCAUUUUGACACCGGAGGGGUUGUAUGAUACUAUUAAGGUGGUGAGUGUGACAAGUGGCACAGAGGUGAGCUGCACGGCCAGUAUCAACAGCAGCACCAUCACAACCAGCACAAGCUUGGCAGAAGAGAAUGCUGAAGACCCAGAAAUGGGGGAGGUUUGCAAAACCACAGACACCUCUGCACAAGGUACCGAAGUGGAAAAAGCGAACAUGCUGUCUAUGGCUGUAUUGGGUUUAAGAGUCCUGCUGGCAAAAAGCAUCGCCUUCAAUACACUCAUGAGUAUCAAGCUGUUUCUUUUCUGAGACAGUGAAGAAGCAAGGCAACAGCAACCUGAAAACAAGCAGGAGGGAGAGUGUAUCAGCAGCACAAUGGGAUGAACAGCCAGUGUCAUAUCUGCUGACUAUAACCAUCCAGAACACAAUACAGCACCUUCCCCUUAAGACUUUUUAUUCUGUUGGAUCCUGCCUAGCUGAUUUAAAGAGUUGUAACCACUUUUGCUAUUUCUUUUCUCUCUGUGCUUGAGGAGAGUGUAUUUUUCCUCAUUCUUUUGCUAAGCAGAAUUUGAAUAGCCUUUGAAUCGAUGCAGCUCACCUACUUCAAUAGUUUUGAAAAAUCCAAUCCUCAUUAUAGGCAUAUGAUACUUUUAAAAUAUCUUUUAGAGGCAUAUUGCAUUACUGUCUGUGAACUGAUGUCUUGCAGUUGAGAGAACUGAGGCAAAGUAGAUGCUAUUUGCACCUUUAAUGUAUUUUAGAUAGCUUUAAUAACAAUAAUUUUCUAGAGUAGAAGAGAAGACCUGGGUUGCAUCUCAAGUUAUUCACUUCAACCAGAUAAUAUUCAACCAUAGAAGCAUUUCUUUAUUAAACCUGUAUUUCUUCUGCAAAGUGUAUGGCAUGUGCAUUUUAGGUU